Scophthalmus maximus (turbot) is the source of this 2081-nucleotide messenger RNA. It is a transcript of the gene ckap4, whose product is annotated as cytoskeleton associated protein 4. The record is from RefSeq and is a predicted model, not a curated record. The transcript is spliced from 2 exons. Lineage: Eukaryota; Metazoa; Chordata; Actinopteri; Pleuronectiformes; Scophthalmidae. The coding region runs from base 144 to 1703 and encodes 519 amino acids.
CCCGGUGGAAAGACACGACGCGCUCACUGAUACGCUGCCGCGCCUGGACUGGCAACCCUCUCCAUCCACGACUGCAAAAAUCAGUGUCACACACACACACACACAUACACACACACACACCUCAGCGACCUGCCCUCCUGACCAUGGCUGCAAAAAACCGAAACAAGAACAGCUCCGGCGACAAGAGCGCUGCGCCCAGCGGCCAAGAGGACGCGCCGAAGAGGAGCCAAAAGACCACGACGGGCAGCGGGGCGAGUGGCCCCGGAGCCCAGGGGCCGCCGAGGUCCCGGAGCUGCCUGGGACUCGUCGCCACCACCGUCUUCUACGUCGCGCUGAUAGGCGCCGCGGGCUUCGCCGCCUUCCACCUGCAGCGAGUGGUGGAGGAGAUCCGCCGCACGAGCGCCAGGCACGAGGGGAGCGCGCAGAGGACCGCGGAGCUGAGCAGUCUCCUGGAGAGAGUCGUUCAACAGGUGGAGACUCUGAGGAGCGCUGUGGAAGGGCUGGACUCAUCGCUGGGCAUCACACGGGUGGAGCUGGAGGGGGCCAUCAGCCGGAUGAAGACGGGGGAGGUGGAGACGAGGAGGGUGGAGGAGGCUCUACAGAACCUCCAGAACGAUCUACUCAGGGACCUCUCCGAGGGCAUCAGCGAGGUCAAGGAGGCCCGCGAGAGGGACUUCUCCUCUCUGGAGAAGACCGUCGAGGAGCGCCUGGCCGAGGUGAGUCAGUCCAUCACGGCCAACAUGGCAGAGUUCACCGAGGCCCAGGGCGAGGCGCAGAGCCAGCUGGCCGAUCUCAAGGCCCGCCUGGGUGACAUGGAAGACCCCACGCUCAUCAAACAGGAGAUCUCCGCCAUCGUCGACGCCGUGGCCGAAAUCAAAACGGCCAAACAGGCGGCUGACACCUCGGCCAGUUCGCUCAGCGAGCAGAUCGGCGCCGUGAGGGCAGAGCUCCAGACGCGCAACCAGGAGGUGGCCUCGCUGUCCCAAGAGGUGGAAACGGUGAGGUCAGUGGUGCAGGAGACCGUCGGGAGCCUGAGGCAGUCGCUGUCUGCGGCCGAGGCCGAGGUUCAGGCCCUGAAGGACAUCACGCUGACGGUGGAGGGCGGCGUGGAGCAGGCCGCCGACGCAGUCCGCAAUGUGGAGAGGCAGGUGACUGAAGCGGCCACACAGGCCCUGAAAAGGUCAGAGGAUCUGGAAGCCAGAGUCAAAGCAUCAGAGGAGAGCGGAGACUCGCUGUCUGCAUCCAUGUCAGAAAUCACCUCCAGGGUGGAGUCACUACUCGCCAAGUAUGACUCCCACGAGAGCACCCUGGCUGCACAGGGGCAGACCGCGGAGAGAGCCACCGCCGACCUGGAGCAGGAGCUGGAGACACUGAAGAGCAGCCUGGGCGAGCUCCAGUCCAACAUGGCCGCCAUUGGCGGUGCCCAGACGCGGCUCGCUUCCAAGGACUCCAGUCUAGACCAGCAGGUGGAGGAGCUGAAGAAGAGGCUCGCCGCCAUGGAGGACAGCAGCAGCAGCAGCAGCAGCGGCAGCAUGAAGCCCGAGCAGCUGGAGAACUUGCGCAGCAUGGUGGCUGGACUGGAAACCAAAGCCGCCAAGCUCGAGGGCCACGAUCAGGCCAUCGCUGCUCUCCAGAAAGCUCUGCAGGAGACCACACAGACACUCGCAGGCCUGUCCGCCGCGUCCGGCAAGAAGAACAAGUAGAGACCUUCUGCCAGAGCCAUAUGACACCACCAAACUCAAACAUCCAACAACAGGGACAAUAAUGAAUCCAAAGAGUCGACCGCAACCCACUUUUCCUAAUAGUAUGAAGAAUUUACACUCCAAACUUGAUGGUGCACACUUUAGUCGAACAUAAAACGGGGUAAGGAGAGAGGGACAGGGCUGGACUGCUGAUCUGUGAAUUCAAACCCGCACCCAUUCUGCACUGUAGUUUUAUUGUCGAAUGUUCUUAAUUUUUUUUUAAAGUUUUUUUGUACCUCCAAAUGCAAUAAGGAGCUCUUUGUUGAGCUCCUUCGUUUACUCACCACAUGGUUUGUUUGUCUGUUGUUUACAAGAAUAAAAAACCUCUUGUCCACCCAA